CCGGUUAAAGUUUUAACAAGAAAAAAAUAAUUAAAAAAUGAGAGAUCGAAAACAUAAAAAGAGCACCAAACCCAAACCAAAGUAGAAACUGACAGCAUCUCUCCGUAUCCAAAAAGAGCACACACAAAAAAAAAAAACACCACAGACCAAGAAACAGUCACCGGAAAAUGCUGACGUGUAUAGCUCGUUCGAAGCAAGCCGGCGAUGAAUCUUCUGGUCAACCGGACGAUCCGGAUUCCAAGCACGCCAAAUCUCUAACAUCUCAGCUCAAAGAUAUGGCUCUCAAAGCUUCCGGUGCUUACCGGCAUUGUACGCCGUGUACGGCGGCGCAGGGGCAGGGGCAGGGGCCGAUUAAGAACAGUCCGGUGUCGGCAAAGUUGGAUUUCGAAUCGGAUCAACGGUUUAAGAUGCUGUACGGAAGAUCAAACAGCUCGAUUACAUCGACGGCGGCGGCGGCGGCGACAGCGACGCAACAGCCUAGGGUUUGGGGAAAAGAGAUGGAGGCGAGGCUAAAAGGAAUAUCAAGCGGCGAGGCGACUCCGAAAUCGGCGAGCGGGAGAAACCGGGUCGACCCGAUUGUGUUCGUGGAGGAGAAAGAGCCAAAGGAAUGGGUUGCUCAGGUGGAGCCCGGGGUUCUCAUCACCUUCGUCUCUCUUCCCGGCGGUGGCAACGAUCUCAAGCGGAUUCGUUUCAGCCGAGACUUGUUCAACAAGUUACAAGCUCAACGAUGGUGGGCAGAUAACUACGACAAAGUAAUGGAACUUUACAACGUUCAAAAACUAAGCCGCCACGCUUUCCCGCUUCCCACGCCGCCUAGAUCCGAAGAAGAGAAUGCAAAAGGGGAGUACCAUCCAGAGGAUACUCCCGCAACACCUCCUCUAAACAAAGAACGGCUGCCUCGUAACAUCCACCGUCCAGUUGGAUUGGCGGCUUACUCAUCCUCGGAUUCACUCGACCAAAGUUCGACGCAGAGCCAGCAGUUUUACGACUCUGGUCUACUCAGCUCAACGCCUAAACUUUCAAGCAUAAGCGGAGCCAAGACGGAAACUUCUUCCAUGGAUGCUUCCAUAAGAAGCAGCUCGUCUAGAGACGCAGACCGGUCAGAGGAAAUGUCGGUAAGCAACGCGAGCGAUGUUGAUCAGAACGAAUGGGUGGAGCAAGACGAGCCUGGCGUUUAUAUCACCAUUAAAGUCUUACCAGGAGGGAAAAGAGAGCUUAGAAGAGUCAGAUUCAGCCGAGAGAGAUUCGGGGAGAUGCACGCGAGGCUAUGGUGGGAAGAGAACAGGGCAAGGAUACAUGAACAAUACUUGUGAUCAUCGUUUUAUAUAUAUAUAUAUAUAUAUAAUCUCUGGUCUCGAUGCAUCAAAACGGUUUUGUGUUUUUUUAAUUUCUCAUUCUCGGUAUACCGUUUUUUUAAAGAAAAAAUUUAUUCCAGCUGAAGUAAAAUUCUUAUCUUUUUUUUUUUUCCGAAGAGAAAUCCUUCCACAAGG
Thlaspi arvense is the source of this 1490-nucleotide messenger RNA. The record is from the annotation of a GenBank genome assembly. NCBI's taxonomy places the organism in Eukaryota, Viridiplantae, Streptophyta, Magnoliopsida, Brassicales, Brassicaceae.